This is a messenger RNA of Ziziphus jujuba (common jujube), 2646 nucleotides long. RefSeq names its product probable hexosyltransferase MUCI70. Bases 702 to 2411 code for a protein of 569 amino acids. Lineage: Eukaryota; Viridiplantae; Streptophyta; Magnoliopsida; Rosales; Rhamnaceae. The record is from RefSeq and is a predicted model, not a curated record. The transcript has 10 exons.
UAAAAGGUAGAAAGAAAAAGAAAAAGGCAGAUGAACCGCUCUAACGGUAAUCUUUAAAAAUAUAACCUAGCCGAGAGGAAAUCUUCUGGCUUCAUCUGGCAUUAUCCGGACUGAUUUGGCGUUUAAUUGGGUUCUGGAAACACUGAUCUAGGGAAAUUCAUUUUGUGCGGAAGUGUGUUAUGGGUGCAAAAUGUGUUUCGGAGGACUUGUUUACUGUGUUCGAGUUUGUGGGUUUUGUUUUAUCCAAAUUCAAAUAAUGUAAAAAAUUAAGAAGUGGGUCUGAAUUUUCCUGAUCCAAUUUCGGUGGUGGGUUUGGUACAUUGAAGAUUGCAUUGAUUUUUUUUUUUUUUUUCCUUUUUCAAGGGCAGUUUUCAUUUAUUCUUUUGGAAAAAAGGAAUUUCCGGUUUUAUUGGGAAAAUGGGAUUUGAUCGCCUGGUGACAGUAUUGUUUUUCUGAUGCAUAUUUGGAAACGUUUUGUGAAAUUGUCAAUGAGAAAGAAAAAAAGAUUGUACAUUUAAGGACUUAUUAGAUUUGCGUUAGGUUUGCAAUAUUAGGAUUCGUGCUUUUGGAGUUAUUUUUUAAAAUUUUUUAUGCGUGUUCAAGCUUUUGGAGAAAAACAUCUUUCUGGGGGGUUUUCUGAAGAGGGUCGUCUUUAACAAGAAGAAGGAGAUGAAAGGUGAAUUUAUUGGUUCCAAGGUAUAAUGACUGGAGCGUCAUUAGGUUUACGUACUGGGAGUUAUGGAUCACUGCAACAGCAGCCUCAGAAUGGUAUCUUGCAUAUUUAUACGACACCAACUGUUAUGCGCAAGCCCACUUCAAGGGAGAAGGAAAAAGUGCGUUCCUUUUUUUGCCGUUGUUUUGCUCGAAGGAAGGUUGCAAUGCUCCUUUUAUUUGCCCUUGCUCUUCUGCUUUUUGUAAUUAGUUCCUUUAUACUUAAUAAAGAAAGCACCAAUGUGAACAUCACUCAACAUGCUCACAUCAUUGUGCCUUCUAACUGGUGGACGCCAAGUAAUUCAGAAAAUAUCCCCUUGGUGGAAGAUAUUUCUAAAACGAACACAGAUAGAGGAAGUGGUGAAAGUGAGGCGGGGAUUCAUCCAAAGAAUUUAACCGCUGAUCCUAAAAAUGCUAUUCCAUUUGUUCACCCUUGUGCAAAUUUUGCAUUUCCUCCUCCUCCUCCGCUUAAUCCAAAACGAAUUGGACCACGCCCAUGUCCUGUAUGUUAUCUUCCUGUGGAGCUUGCUGUAGCUAGUAUGCCAAGUUUACCAUCAACAUCUCCUGUGGUUCAUAAUUUGACAUAUGUAGUUGAUGAAAAUCCAAUUAGAACUGAACCAUAUGGGGGCUCUGAAUUUGGUGGAUAUCCUUCAGUAAAACAGAGGACUGACUCUUAUGAUAUAAAAGAGUCAAUGAUGGUCCACUGCGGAUUUGUCAAAGGAAGUAAACCUGGUUACCAGACUGGAUUUGAUAUUGAUGAAGUUGACCUUAUGGAAUUGCAGCAGUUUCAUGAUGUCAUUGUUGCAUCUGCUAUAUUUGGUAAUUAUGACAUUAUUCAACAGCCCAAGAACAUUAGUGAAUUGGCAAGAAAAAAUGUUCCAUUCUACAUGUUUGUUGAUGAGGAGACACAUACUUAUUUGAAGAAUUCGAGUUACUUGGAAAGCAGUAAUAAGGUUGGAUUGUGGAGAAUUAUUGUUGUCCAUAAUAUUCCUUACACUGAUUCAAGACGUAAUGGGAAGAUUCCAAAGCUCCUUUUACAUAGGAUCUUUCCCAAUAUCAGAUAUUCUAUAUGGAUAGAUGGAAAGCUCCAGCUUGUUGUGGAUCCUUAUCAAAUUCUUGAGAGGUUCUUGUGGCGUCAGAAUGCAACUUUUGCAAUCUCAAGGCACUAUAAACGCUAUGAUGUUUUUGAAGAGGCUGAAGCUAAUAGAGCUGCUGGAAAAUAUGACAAUGCCUCCAUUGAUAGGCAGAUUGAGUUUUAUAGAAAAGAGGGUCUAAAGCCAUAUUCUAUGGCCAAGCUUCCUAUAACUAGUGAUGUUCCUGAAGGUUGUGUUAUCAUUAGAGAACAUAUUCCCAUAACAAAUCUAUUUACCUGUCUAUGGUUCAAUGAAGUUGAUCGUUUUACUUCCAGGGAUCAGUUAAGCUUUUCAACAGUGAGGGACAAAAUAAUGGAAAGAGUUGGCUGGAGCAUCAAUAUGUUCUUCGAUUGUGAAAGACGAAAUUUUGUAAUACAGGGAUACCACAGAGACAUUUUGGAACACAUGCCUCCUCCAGUGAGUCGUAUAAGAUAUAUUCCACCAGUUUUGCCUAGUACCAAUAGAUAUGGAAAGAUUUUUCCAGGGAAGAAGCCUUCUACCAGGCGUGGAAAAGAAAGAAAAUAUAGUUCAAGGCGUCACCGGAAAUCUGGUAUUAGAGACAACUAAUUCUAAUUGUCCCCUUUUUCUUUAUCCCCCUUUUUGACUGAAAGAAUGUGUUACUUUUCUCCUCAUCUCAAAUUAUACGGGGUAGGAAAAUCUCGUUAAAUCUUUGUAGGAUAAGGAAGAUACGGCCCCUUUUUCUUUUUAUUUUCUUCUUUGUCUGGGAAUUGUUGAUAUAUAUUCAAUUUUGUUGUAAAUACUGAAAUAAGUUUCAUAUGAGCUUUUUGCCCUUUUAUUUUUA